Messenger RNA from Mycena indigotica, 1500 nucleotides. RefSeq lists its product as uncharacterized. Gene Ontology annotation, biological process: regulation of DNA-templated transcription. Gene Ontology annotation, cellular component: nucleus. NCBI's taxonomy places the organism in Eukaryota, Fungi, Basidiomycota, Agaricomycetes, Agaricales, Mycenaceae. The coding region runs from base 1 to 1500 and encodes 499 amino acids. The record is from RefSeq and is a predicted model, not a curated record. The transcript is spliced from 10 exons. Gene Ontology annotation, molecular function: DNA-binding transcription factor activity, RNA polymerase II-specific; zinc ion binding.
AUGACCGCUUCACAUCUCCCCAACAUUCAACGCGGUGGAGCCUGUUCGAAUUGUAGACGGAGGAAGCUGAGAUGCGAUGGUGAUCGUCCCAGCUGUAGCCAAUGUCUGAACAGACCGCCCCGCUCCAAGCAGCCCUGCCAAUUCGAGCAAGAACGCGCCCAUGGCCACCAAACUCCCUCGCAAAUGCAGGGAACUAUCAAAACGCUUCUCAGCAAAGUGCAUGAUUUGGAGCGUUCACGAGUGUCCCCCACUCCGGAACCUGACGAAGCUCAGAUUCUUGACUUCCAGGAGCCCACACCGGAAAUUGCUGCUGAACUCAUAACGGCUUUCCUAGAAAAAUUCGCCCACAGUGGACACUUCUUCCUUGAUCUCACUCGUUUCGCCCAAUCAGCACUUUUACCUCUUCCAUUUGGCCACCCAAGCCGCCCGUCGCCCGCCCUGCUCAGCGUGAUAUAUCUUUGGGGGUCGCUUCUCAGCACUUCUAUCCCACACCACUCAAAUGACAGUACGAAAACCUUUCUAUGUGUCACUCUCCAAAACCUGCCGGCCGACAUUCGCGGUUUUGCGAUCCAUCCCAAGCUCGUCCUCGAGACCAUCCAAGCCGAGAUACUGCUGUCUAUAUACUAUCUGCACAGCGCACUUCCGACUCAGGGCCGAUAUCAUGCAGCAACCGCCGCUUCGUUGGCAAUUAGCGCUGGCUUGCACAUCCUGCGCCGCGUGCCAAUUCCAAACCACUGUCUCUCUAACCCGCAGUUUCCGGUCUCGGAAUCGCUGCUCCCGCCGACGGAGGACCCCAUCGAAGCCGUGGAGCGGAUUGACGCGUUCUGGGCCACGGUCAUUGUGAACAACUGCUGGGUCGCAGUGCAGGGAAGUCCGUCCGCCAUUCCGGGCGACAUGACAGUAGACACACCAUGGCCAGGGGGCAUACUGGUCGGCGCGACAUUAUCCCGAUUUCUAAAAGGACAGGAGACGGAUGGAGAAACAUCUACAUCGUUAGCGUUGUUUUCUAAGGCCUCUGUCCUUCUCGAGCGUGUCUGCUCACUAAAUGCAGGCAGAAUGUUAGAUGAUUCGGUUGUCCGCAGCGCGCUAGAUAAUCGUCUUUCUGCGUUUCAAUCUUCGUUAACUCCUCCGACACCAAUUGCAAGCGAUCGCGCACUUGUUUUCGCCCACGCGUUCUCCGACCUGGCCAUUCUGCGAUUUCACUCGCCACACCUGCGCAAUUCAGAGCAUUCACGCUAUCAAGCGCUGGCGGCAGCUACCAGGAUGGUCUCCGUCGUCUCGCUCGCCACCUGGGGCGACCCUUUGUAUGCACCCAUCUGCUCGGCUGCCUGUGCGGUGUUUCUGGAUGAGCUAGCAUCCCUGCGGAGUACCCAUGCCAACCCGUCGGUGCUGCCCGAGUACCAGCAAACAGAACAGAACCUGAAGUGGACGAUGAACACCAUGAGGAACUUCGCUACAAGUAGCCCCAUAUUCCAGCGCUGUGUCGCUGCGAUGCAGUAA